AUGUUGGUGACGGCCAUGGACCACUCGCAGCGCCGGCUCUCGAUGGGGAUGAUGAACAGCCACCACUCCGAGGCCGAGUACCUGGACCUCGCCAACCACCAGCCGCCGCCCUACAGCCUCUCGCUCGAGCACUCGCACUCGAUGGGCAUGCCCCACGGCCACUACUGGACGACGGCGAAGACCAGUACGACCUCUCGGGCCAGAUCCUGCCGCUACGGUGCCAAGUGCCAGUUCGCCCACGGCAUGCCCGAGCUCCGCCACGUGCUCCGCCACCCCAAGUACAAGACCACCAAGUGCAAGUCGUACUGGGGCUCGGGCCACUGCCCCUAUGGCAGCCGCUGCCGCUUCAUCCACGAAGAGGAACCCGUCGGCCGCUCCGGGUCGAUGUACAAGUCGAGUGGCUUGUCCCCACGUAACGAGAUCUCCCCAACGUCUCAAGGCGACCUCUCGUUCCUCAACGCCCAGUACAACUCGGACCUCCCCGCGGCCAAUGGCCUCAUGUCGUACAACUCGGACCUGGGCAUGCUCAACGGCCAGUCGUCGCCGACGUGGCUCUCAGGCGAAGUCGCUUCGACGCCGACGUUCUUGCGCAGCCCAUCCGAGCAGACCAACGUCCUGGACCAGAGCGUCGAGUACAAUGGCUUGCAAGACGCGAUUGGCGUGCUUCUCAAGUUUUCGCAGUCGUUCCCGGACAACGAGGCUCCUGCGCCGACCGUUGGCGCUUCCUCGCCCAAGGUUGGCCUCCCGCCGACUGUGCCCGCUGGCUCGUCGCUCAAGUCGCCGCUGAAGCGUGACCUCUCGCUUCAGGCUGACGAGCUCUGGAAGGACUUCUCGGCGGUCUCGAUUGGCGGCAGCGGCGACGCGACCGACACGUCGUCGCCGUCGGACUGGUUCCUCUCUUCGGACAAUGGCGGCCUCGGCGGCGCGGACCUUCGCGAAGAUUCCGCGUCCCGCUUGAGCUUCUUUACCCAAUUCAAGUGA
Messenger RNA from Saprolegnia parasitica CBS 223.65, 981 nucleotides. RefSeq lists its product as hypothetical. The transcript is spliced from 3 exons. Bases 1 to 981 code for a protein of 326 amino acids. Gene Ontology annotation, molecular function: metal ion binding; mRNA binding. The record is from RefSeq and is a predicted model, not a curated record. Lineage: Eukaryota; Oomycota; Saprolegniomycetes; Saprolegniales; Saprolegniaceae.